Messenger RNA from Tremella mesenterica DSM 1558, 1536 nucleotides. RefSeq lists its product as uncharacterized. Gene Ontology annotation, biological process: protein N-linked glycosylation; dolichol-linked oligosaccharide biosynthetic process. Gene Ontology annotation, molecular function: UDP-N-acetylglucosamine-dolichyl-phosphate N-acetylglucosaminephosphotransferase activity. The coding region runs from base 1 to 1536 and encodes 511 amino acids. The record is from RefSeq and is a predicted model, not a curated record. Gene Ontology annotation, cellular component: membrane. The transcript is spliced from 7 exons. NCBI's taxonomy places the organism in Eukaryota, Fungi, Basidiomycota, Tremellomycetes, Tremellales, Tremellaceae.
AUGUCAAGAACAAAGUCGAAAGACGGACAAGAGCAAUACGGUCGACCCCUCCCUAAACUAUUUCUACUCACUGUAACACCUAUCGCUUUCACUCUCAUCAUCCGACCAUUCCUUCCUAUCCUACUUCAUUCCUCUCUCCUGACUUACCUUCCUUUACCCGGUAAAGUCCUCGACAAAUUGCGAUCCGUGGUUCAGCCAUCUUUCCCCGCAUUACAAGCCAAUGUGGGAUUCUCUCUAUUGGCGUUCGUAGGCUCUGUGGUACUUGUUCCUCAAGUGGGGAAAGCUUUUGUGGAGAAAGGAUUGAAAGGGAGAGAUUUGUGUAAACCUGGAGGACGUAUCAGUGGACCGUACAUUCCUGAAUGCCUCGGUUUACCAUGUGCAAGCCUUUACAUAUUACUCAUGAUGUUAUUCAUUCCAUUCCCAUUUUCACAUCUUUUCACUCCUUCUUCUGAUUCUGGUGUAGCUUUCUCUCAACAAGAGCUCACACUUUACCUCUCCUCCCUCCUUUCCCUACUCACUGCUACACUGUUGGGGUUCAUCGACGAUCUCUUCGAUAUUCGAUGGCGACAUAAAUUACCCAUACCUCUUGUAGCCUCUGUCCCUACGCUUUUGGUGUAUUACUCUGAAGGGGGAUGGACAUCUGUUGUCUUGCCUUCUACAAUAGGCAACUGGCUCAGAUCCAUCGGCUUACCAGGAUGGAUAGGAUCGAAGGUUGUUGAUUUAGGACCUCUGUAUUACAUCUACCUCCUCCUACUACCCACUUUUACGACAAACUCCAUCAAUAUCGUCGCUGGUAUUAACGGUGUCGAAGUCACUCAAGCUCUAAUCAUCUCUCUAUCUGUCUUGCUGAACGAUCUUCUCUUCAUCCCAAUCUGGCCAGAGAGGUUCUUGGCCGUAGUGGGAGGAGGCAAUCCAUCCGAGGGUAGACUGCUAGGUUGGGCUGCCGGGGAAGUGGUACAACGUCAUCUUAUGAGUGCUUAUUUUAUGGCCCCCAUGGUCGGUGUUUGUGCUGGAUUUUUGUGGCAUAACUGGUACCCAGCCAAAGCCUUUCCAGGAGACACAUUCUGUUAUUUCACAGGAAUGGCCUUUUCAGUCGUAGCGAUCCACGGACAUUUUUCCAAGACGCUCAUAUUAUUCUUCAUACCUCAGAUUUUCAACUUUAUACUUUCUUGUCCUCAACUUUUUCAUCUCGUUCCUUGUCCUCGACACCGAUUACCUAGAUACGACGCAACGACAGAUCUUUUGUUUCCUAGUUUGACAGAAUUCGAACGACCUCCAGAAAUAAAAACCAGGGUAGUUUUACGGAUCAUGGAAAUUCUACGAUUAGUAAAGCUCGAAAGGGCCUCUUCAACUAUGAGGGUUAUAUUGUCAAGUACUAAUUUGACUAUCCUCAAUUUACUUUUGGUACAUUUCGGACCGAUGAGAGAACAAAGUCUUUGUUUGGGAUUGGGGUUCAUACAGGUAUUUUGUUCAGGAGUGGCUUUUGGGAUACGGUAUGGACUUGGAUCGAUGGUGUAUGGUGGAGAAAGACGGUAG